GCGGUGACGUCAGGGCGUUGGGGCAGCUCCUGUGACAGACGGAGCUGGAGCGGCGGGGCGGCGGCGGAGUCCGGCGGCCGGGAGAGCGAGUGAGCGAGCGGAGGAGCAGCGACACGGGAGUCUAGGGAGCGAGAAGGAGAAGGAGGGGAGCGCUCGGGCGCGAGCAAGAGAAACCGCGAGCGCCGAGCUUGGACUCGAGCCCCGGAACGGCUGAGGAGCCCGCCCGCUCCCCUCCCCUCCCCCUCCCCGGGCCCGGGCCCAGCGCGCCAUCCUCCCCCCCCCUUCCCUCCCUCCCUCCUUCCUCCCUCCCCUCUCCCUCCCCCUCCCCCGCCGGUGGAUGGGAGUGAAGGACGGAAGAGGCCCUGCGGAGGCGGCGGUGCAGCGCUCCGGCUUUCGUGUAGCGGCGUAAUCACCGCAGCUCACUGUAGACUCCAACUCCUGGGCUUAGGUGAUCCUCCCACUUCAGCCUCUGGGUAGCUGGGACGUGGAAUGAAUCUUACUUGUUGAAUAUCUUCUGGUUACUAGUUGGAUUCAUUUGUGAAAGAAUCAUUUUCCCCUGUGUGGAAGACACUUAGUGGCAUAUUUAAAUUAUAAGUCCACGGAUCAAAAAGCUUUUUGAUUUCCCAAAGGAGGGACAUACCACUAUAUCAGAUAAGCUUGACAUUACAGCCAAGAUGGUGCUGUCCCAGAGACAACGAGAUGAACUAAAUCGAGCUAUAGCAGAUUAUCUUCGUUCAAAUGGCUAUGAAGAGGCAUAUUCAGUUUUUAAAAAGGAAGCUGAAUUAGAUAUGAAUGAAGAAUUAGAUAAAAAGUAUGCUGGUCUUUUGGAAAAAAAAUGGACAUCUGUUAUUAGAUUACAAAAGAAGGUUAUGGAAUUAGAAUCAAAGCUAAAUGAAGCAAAAGAAGAAUUUACGUCAGGUGGACCUCUUGGUCAGAAACGAGACCCAAAAGAAUGGAUUCCCCGUCCGCCAGAAAAAUAUGCAUUGAGUGGUCACAGGAGUCCAGUCACUCGAGUCAUUUUCCAUCCUGUGUUCAGUGUUAUGGUCUCUGCUUCAGAGGAUGCUACAAUUAAGGUGUGGGAUUAUGAGACUGGAGAUUUUGAACGAACUCUUAAAGGACAUACAGACUCUGUACAGGACAUUUCAUUCGACCACAGCGGCAAGCUUCUGGCUUCCUGUUCUGCAGAUAUGACCAUUAAACUAUGGGAUUUUCAGGGCUUUGAAUGCAUCAGAACCAUGCACGGCCAUGACCACAAUGUUUCUUCAGUAGCCAUCAUGCCCAAUGGAGAUCAUAUAGUGUCUGCCUCAAGGGAUAAAACUAUAAAAAUGUGGGAAGUGCAAACUGGCUACUGUGUGAAGACAUUCACAGGACACAGAGAAUGGGUACGUAUGGUACGACCAAAUCAAGAUGGCACUCUGAUAGCCAGCUGUUCCAAUGACCAGACUGUGCGUGUAUGGGUCGUAGCAACAAAGGAAUGCAAGGCUGAGCUCCGAGAGCAUGAGCAUGUGGUAGAAUGCAUUUCCUGGGCUCCAGAAAGCUCAUAUUCCUCCAUCUCUGAAGCAACAGGAUCUGAGACUAAAAAAAGUGGUAAACCUGGGCCAUUCUUGCUGUCUGGAUCCAGAGACAAGACUAUUAAGAUGUGGGAUGUCAGUACUGGCAUGUGCCUUAUGACCCUCGUGGGUCAUGAUAACUGGGUACGUGGAGUUCUGUUCCAUUCUGGGGGGAAGUUUAUUUUGAGUUGUGCUGAUGACAAGACCCUACGUGUAUGGGAUUACAAGAACAAGCGAUGCAUGAAGACCCUCAAUGCGCAUGAACACUUUGUUACCUCCUUGGAUUUCCACAAGACGGCACCCUAUGUCGUCACUGGCAGCGUAGAUCAAACAGUAAAAGUGUGGGAGUGCCGUUGAUUGCGUCUCCUUCAGCCCCUCCUCCCUCUUUUCCUCUGGAUGCACUCUGAUGAUACCAUGGUUACCCCAUUGAGCUCUGUUUAAAUAAAUAUUGUCCUUUCAUGUAAAUUA
Pan troglodytes (chimpanzee) is the source of this 2018-nucleotide messenger RNA. RefSeq names its product platelet activating factor acetylhydrolase 1b regulatory subunit 1 (gene PAFAH1B1). The transcript is spliced from 12 exons. NCBI's taxonomy places the organism in Eukaryota, Metazoa, Chordata, Mammalia, Primates, Hominidae. The record is from RefSeq and is a predicted model, not a curated record. Gene Ontology annotation, molecular function: protein binding. The coding region runs from base 675 to 1907 and encodes 410 amino acids.